CCUUACAGCUAGUUGUUGAGGCAGACGCUGGGAGUGUGGGUGUACGGAGGUGUCUUCCUGAUGUUGUGAAUUGUAAAUGGUUAAUGCAGUAUGUUGCGACCAAGUAAACCGUCAUGGGUUGUAUAGAAAGCAAGAAAAUGAUCGAAAAUGUUUCCGGUGGUGACAUUAAGACGGUAUACCAUGUUGACGAUGUUUUAGGUGAGAAAACUGGUGGAGCCAACGAGACGGAAGUGAAGUGUGAGUUGAGAGUGGAUAAUGCCUCGAACUUGGCCGAGAGAAUAAAAUUAGAUAGACAAAUUAAUAAGAAUAACAAGUUUAAAACGAAGUACGACCCAAGAAUCACGGCCAAGUACGACAUCAAGGCCCUCAUUGGCACUGGGACCUUCAGCAAAGUGGUUAGGGUGGAGAACAAGCAAACCAAACAGCCUUACGCCAUCAAGAUCAUUGAGUCUAAGGAAGGUCGGGAAGCUUUCGAGGCUGAACUGGCCAUCUUGAGACGUGUGAAGUGCUGCUACAUCAUCCAACUGGUGGAAGUGUUUGAAAGUGUGGACAAAAUCUACAUGGUGAUGGAGCUGGCUACUGGCGGAGACUUGUUCGACAAGAUCUUGAGUCGAGGACCUUUCUCGGAGAAGGAGACGGUGAAGGUGCUGAAGAUGGUGUUAGAGGGAGUGAAGUACCUACACAACCUGGGCAUCACUCACAGGGACCUCAAGCCCGACAACCUCCUGUAUUACCACCCAGGCAAUGAUUCCCGCCUCAUGAUCACUGACUUUGGCCUAGCACACACCAGGAAGUCAGCGGACGACGUGUUAAUGAGCACCAUAUGCGGCACACCUGAGUACAUCGCCCCGGAGAUGGUGGCUCGGCGGAGGUACACCAACGCCGUCGACCUGUGGGCUGUGGGCGUGAUAUCUUACAUCCUCCUGCGCGGUGACUUCCCCUUCUUCGACGCCGACAGGAUACGCUUAUACAAGAAGAUUCUCAAGGGUAAAUACGCCCUGUCUGACGAGGUAUGGGAGGAGGUCAGUGAGAGUGGACGUGACUUCGUGCGUCAGGUGCUGGAGGUUGACCCACACUUGAGGAUGACCGCGGUAGAGGCUCUCAGACACCAGUGGAUCCUGGCCCACCAAUCCCCCAGAGCAACACAGUCUCAGUCUCCUGGAGGGUCGUGGAGUCGGCGGUCGUCGUCCUCUCACUCGUCCAGGUCCGCACGUUCGGCCACGUCACUACGAACAGUCCGUAGACGCGUCAAGCCUCAGGAGUUAGAGAGAUUGAACCAGUCAUUCCAUCCGUCCAUCUCUCAUCCAAUUCAUCACCCGUCGUACAUGUCCUGAGAUAAGCUCUACUAGUAAAGGUGAUGGUAGUUUAUGUGUCGUUAAUGAAUUUCUUUAGUGAAUUUGAUACAUGCUGGCAGCUUCUUAAGGAUAGGUCUAUGUCUCCACCGAUACAGUUUGUUUGGACUAGUGAGGAAGAAGAACAAGUUGAUUAGACGUGUUAUUCUGUGAUUCACAAUAGCCAUUGGAAGAGAAGGUAAACUCAGUGUUAGGAAGGUACUACAGUAGACACAUCGUACGGUACUGUUGUUGUCCUGUUCACACCUCCGCCAGUUGUAUAUAAUGAGGCGUAUUUUUGUAUGAAGAAUAUAGUAAGUUUAGUGGGCUUGUGGCAGCUGUCAGUUGUUUUGUGUUAUCAUUUUGAAGAAGUUGGAGAACCUUAUAGGUACUGUAUCAUGUUUAUAAUAAUCCUUAUUACAGAACAGUUCAGUGGAGUAUACUGUAAGGUAGUUGUAUCACUGAAGGGUUCACACAUUGAUAACUUUAUUGCAGUGAUGAAUUAGUUAAUACAAAACAACUGCCUUUGUCACUCACUCAUAACAAUGAUAACUUUAUUGCAGUGAUGAAUUAGUUAAUA
Molecule: messenger RNA, 1911 nt
Organism: Homarus americanus (American lobster)
Lineage: Eukaryota; Metazoa; Arthropoda; Malacostraca; Decapoda; Nephropidae
Product: serine/threonine-protein kinase H1 homolog
Exons: 4
Coding region: 114-1334 (406 amino acids)
Biological process (GO): protein phosphorylation
Molecular function (GO): protein kinase activity; ATP binding
Source: RefSeq, a predicted model, not a curated record